This is a messenger RNA of Drosophila eugracilis, 5462 nucleotides long. It is a transcript of the gene rk, whose product is annotated as leucine-rich repeat-containing G-protein coupled receptor 6. Gene Ontology annotation, molecular function: protein-hormone receptor activity; protein binding; G protein-coupled receptor activity. The transcript is spliced from 14 exons. Gene Ontology annotation, biological process: G protein-coupled receptor signaling pathway. NCBI's taxonomy places the organism in Eukaryota, Metazoa, Arthropoda, Insecta, Diptera, Drosophilidae. The record is from RefSeq and is a predicted model, not a curated record. Bases 631 to 4683 code for a protein of 1350 amino acids. Gene Ontology annotation, cellular component: membrane.
UUAUGCUGCCAUGAUGAGGGUAAUGUGACAAAAAAGUUCGACAUUCAGGAUAUGUUAGGCUGUUUGAUAGAAUCUUUUUUUGUCAGGAAGUAUUGUCAUACAAGUUGAAAAGAUUUCCCCUUUGUAUCCUAUUUAAGAUAUUUUUGUACUUCAAAUUAAAUUUUUGACAGAGUUCAUUAGUCACUAACCACAAAGUGGUGAUAGAAAUAACAGCAUUCAUUAACCUUAAAGAGCCAAUAAAUAAUAGUUUAAGAACCGUGACUGACACCCCAUUAUCGCAUCUCCUUAGACGGCAUCAAUCACCACGAUAACUUGGUAAACCGCUGCAUUUGAGCCACGUUAAGCGUAAAAACGCAAGCAAUCAAAGUGAAUUCCAUUUGCUGUCGUUUAAUAUAUACAUAUAUAUAUAUAGAUAUCAAGAAAAAAAAACAAUGAAGUGCAACUGAAGCGGAAAGUGAAUGCAAAGUGAAUGAAAUAAAUUCGAACUGCGGCAAGAGAAGUGAGCUGAGCCAAGUUUAAGGAACCGCAACGGCAGCCGAGAAUCAUGAGCGAGAAACGAAUCGCACACAAAACUGUCAUCAAAUGACAAAUGCUUGACAGCAUCAAUCAACAAAAGCGACGACUGCGACGAUGGCAUCGCGUUGCCGGUGGAGCUGGCGCCUGGCGCUCUGCUCUCUGCUGUUGCUCCGAAUGCUUUUGCUACCAGCAGCGUUGGGCCAUGGCCAUGAUGAAACCAAAGAAAAAAUCCCCUCUACAGUCAAAUCUAAUCGCCAGGAGCAACAUCUGCAACACCUGCAGAAGCAGCAGCAGCCACAGCAACAUCAACAAGCCAACGAACAAAAUUCUGUGAAUAUAACCUCGAAAACGGCCACUGCCACGCCCUCGGGCAUCAGGGAGAACGUCAUGCUGCCAUCGGCCGAUCCAGAAAGGGAGGCCCAGAUCUUGUACGAGAAGUCCUUGCAGGAGUACCAUGGCAGCCAACUGUCCACUGUCUCUACCUCCGAUGUCAGCGGCGGCAAACGUACGCUGCACGUCGUUUGUGAACGCUGGCUGCAAAAGCACUGUCACUGCAGCGGCAGCUUGGAGGUCCUGCGGCUCAGCUGCCGUGGGAUUGGCAUCCUGGCUGUUCCAGUUAACCUGCCCAGCGAGGUGGUCGUCCUAGAUCUGGGCAACAACAACCUAACCAAGUUGGAGGCAAACUCAUUUUUUAUGGUACCCAAUCUGGAGGAGCUAACUUUGUCCGACAAUAGCAUCAUUAAUAUGGAUCCCAAUGCAUUCUAUGGCCUGGGUAAAUUGAAACGAUUGAGCCUGCAGAACUGUGGCCUCAAGUCCUUGCCACCGCGGUCGUUCCAAGGACUUGCUCAGCUGACCAGCCUACAGCUGAAUGGUAACGCCCUGGUCAGCCUGGAUGGGGAUUGUCUGGGCCACCUGCAGAAACUGCGCACCUUGCGAUUGGAGGGGAAUCUCUUCUAUCGAAUCCCUACGAACGCCUUGGCCGGACUCAGAACGCUCGAAGCACUCAAUUUGGGCAGCAAUUUGUUGACAAUAAUAAACGACGAGGACUUUCCACGAAUGCCAAACUUGAUCGUGCUUUUACUGAAACGAAAUCAAAUCAUGAAAAUCUCCGCGGGAGCUCUAAAAAAUUUAACCGCCUUAAAAGUUUUAGAGCUGGACGAUAAUUUAAUAAGCAGCCUGCCCGAGGGUCUCAACAAAUUGUCACAACUGCAGGAGCUUUCCAUCACCAGCAAUCGACUGCGCUGGAUAAACGACACGGAACUGCCCAGGAGCAUGCAAAUGCUGGACAUGAGAGCCAAUCCCCUGUCGACCAUUUCGGCAGGGGCAUUUCGGGGAAUGACCAAGUUGCGGAAGCUUAUUUUAUCGGAUGUGCGAACCUUGCGCUCGUUCCCUGAACUUGAGGCCUGUCAUGCCCUGGAAAUACUGAAACUGGAUCGUGCCGGCAUUCAGGAGGUGCCAACGAAUCUAUGCCGUCAAACGCCAAGACUGAAGAGUUUAGAACUAAAAACCAAUUCCCUAAAACGCAUCCCAAAUUUAAGUAGCUGCAGAGACUUAAGGCUGUUAGAUCUAUCGAGCAAUCAAAUUGAAACAAUUCAGGGGAAGCCCUUCAAUGGAUUGAAGCAGUUGCACGAUCUGUUGCUCUCCUACAAUCGAAUCAAGGCACUGCCCCAAGAUGCCUUUCAGGGCAUUCCCAAGCUCCAGCUGCUUGACCUGGAGGGCAAUGAAAUCUCCCACAUAGACAAGGAAGCCUUCUCCGGUUUUACAGCCCUCGAGGAUCUCAAUUUGGGCAACAACAUUUUCCCGGAGCUACCCGAAUCGGGAUUGCGAGCUUUGCUCCACCUAAAGACCUUUAACAAUCCAAAACUUAGGGUUUUUCCUCCACCAGACACCUUUCCACGGAUCCAAACACUAAUACUCUCAUAUGCCUAUCAUUGCUGCGCUUUUCUUCCGCUGGUGGCCAUGUCUGCCCAGAAGAAAACAUCCCAGGUCCAGGAGGCCGUUCUCUUUCCCUCCGACGCGGAGUUCGAUAUGACUUUGUGGAACAACAGCAUGAUGAAUAUCUGGCCACAAAUGCACAAUCUCAGUAAACAGCUGGGUGCUGCCAUGCACGAUCCGUGGGAAACGGCUGUCAACUUCAAUGAGGAGCAGCUGCAAUCGCAAACGGGAGGCCAAAUCGCCACCAGCUAUAUGGAGGAAUACUUUGAGGAACACGACGUGAGUGGUCCUGGCACAGGAUAUGGCUUUGGAACAGGCUUAUUCUCAGGCAUGUCCACCGAGGACUUCCAACCAGGAUCAGUGCAGUGCCUACCAAUGCCAGGACCCUUUUUGCCAUGCGCUGAUCUUUUCGAUUGGUGGACAUUGAGGUGUGGAGUGUGGGUGGUUUUUCUGCUAUCCCUUUUGGGAAAUGGAACCGUGGUCUUUGUGCUUCUCUGCUCGCGGUCAAAGAUGGAUGUACCAAGAUUUCUAGUCUGUAAUCUGGCGGCUGCCGAUUUCUUCAUGGGAAUUUACCUGGGUAUCCUGGCUAUUGUGGAUGCAGCGACUUUAGGAGAGUUUCGAAUGUUCGCCAUUCCUUGGCAGAUGUCUCUGCUUUGCCAGUUGUCCGGAUUUCUCGCCGUACUUAGCUCUGAGUUGUCCGUUUACACACUGGCGGUGAUUACUUUGGAGCGAAAUUAUGCCAUCACCCAUGCUAUACACCUCAACAAGAGAUUAUCCUUGAGGCAAGCUGGUUAUAUAAUGAGUGUUGGCUGGGUUUUUGCACUGAUCAUGGCCUUGAUGCCGCUGUUGGGAGUUUCGGACUACAGAAAGUUUGCCGUGUGCCUGCCAUUUGAGACGACCACUGGACCGGCCAGUUUGACCUAUGUGAUCUCACUGAUGUUCAUCAAUGGAUGUGCUUUCCUUACCUUAAUGGGAUGCUAUCUGAAGAUGUAUUGGGCGAUCAGGGGUAGCCAAGCAUGGAAUACCAAUGAUUCACGCAUAGCCAAAAGGAUGGCUUUGCUGGUCUUUACGGAUUUCCUCUGCUGGUCGCCGAUCGCUUUUUUUUCCAUCACCGCCAUCUUUGGACUCCAACUAAUUUCGCUAGAGCAGGCAAAGAUCUUUACGGUUUUUGUGCUUCCUCUGAACAGUUGCUGCAAUCCUUUCCUCUACGCCAUAAUGACCAAACAGUUUAAGAAGGACUGUGUCACGCUAUGCAAACAUUUCGAGGAAUCCCGCGUUGUGGGAGGUGGUGGACAGGGUGGCCGGGGGGCAGUGGGGCGUACCAAGAGGGGUGAACUCCCACCACCAUUGUUGCCAGCUGCGGCACAUCCGCCCGGCUGUCGGUGUCUUAGAAUGCUGCCCAGCGAAAUGCCCAACUGGCACAAAAUGGAACAGACACCCAGUUUGUGGCAAAGAUUAAGGACAUUCUGCUGUGGAGAAAGUAGAAGGAGACGUAAACAGAGAAGGCAGCCACAACAAAGGCGACAGAGAGCUUAUACUGCUGCCGCCGCCAAUCCGUAUCAGUAUCAGUUCGCUGAACUGCGUCAGCAACGUCAAAAUCGAGCCAGCUCCAUUUCCAGCGAGAACUUCUGCAGCUCACGAUCCUCUAGUUGGCGGCAUGGUCCUCCAUCCUCUGCACCCAUACCGCCAGGUAACUGCAGCAUGCCGCUGAAGAUGCUGGACCCACAUGGUCAUCAACACGGUCAUGGAAGGAGACGACAUUCUGCUUGGUUGAUCACGCGGAAAACGUCGCAGGACUCGAACUUGUCGAGCUCCCGAAAUGACUCUUCUGCCUCGGCCACCACAGCCAGCACUUCAACCUUCCGGCUAUCACGAUCUAGUGCCGGCAGUAGCACACCAUUGCCGUCGAUAAUAGCCCACAAUGGCAAAGCCCAGUUGGAUGCAGUAAAACCAAGACUGGUCCGCCAGGAAGCUGUUCAGGAGGAAGAGGACUCAUCGCCUCCUCGCCUGGGAGUGCGUUUCCUGCCCACCAUACCAUCAGCGGCCGAUAGUUCGGUGAUCAUGGAGGACGGCGACUCGGCCAAUACUGGAGUAGCAGCUUUUCUGGGCAUGCCACUUCCUGGGGCGUCUAGUGGUUUUCUCAUUGCUCCCACCACCGCACCGACCUCACCACCACCAGUAGUGUUGCAGCCGGCGAAACCUCCGCCAGAUCCUAACGAUGCACCACCAUGAUGUUGGGAUUGGAGCUGGCGGAGAUUGGGAAAAGGCAACCGGGAGACCUUUCUGUAAAGGUCAAGGGAACAGGACAAAAGCUGACUGUGUUCAUAGAUUGUAUACGGGGUGUGAAUGGGUAGGGGAUGAGGGCUGGUCGAAGGAUUUGGCAUUUAGACUAGUAAAGACAAAAAAUAAACAAAAUUCGCUUUAGGCAUAUAAAAUAUAAUAUACUUAUAGCAUUAAGUAGCCAAUUUGUUAAGUUAGAUCACACCGAAGAUAAGGAUCCAUUUGAAUUAAUACAUCACCCCAAAGGAUAACCAUUUUCAAAGGAUCAGUCACAAGUCCAGUUUCUUAAAUUAUUGUUGAAUUUGAAGUUUUUUAUUAGGCAAAUCGAAUGUAGAUAAAUAUUAAACUUCAUUUAUCCAAAAUUUAUGCAUUAGUUAAAAAUCAUUAAGUUAGUUUCUUUGUUUUUGUUUACUUUACAUUUUUAUUAACUACAUUUAUGAAAUCAUAACGAAACAUUUUAGUUAAUCCAACCAUGUACCUUAACAACAACUUGAGAAACUGGCCAGAGUUGACAAAGAGUAUUAUGAAUUACAUAACUUAUUACGGUAGAGUACAUUCUUAACUUUUAACCAUAAAUGUUUAGCAUAACUAUAUAUAUAUAUAUUUAUAUAUGCGUGUAUUAUUUUCGAAGAUGCCAAGCAUCCUUCGGUGUAGAACUUAAUCGAACAAUUCGAUUGUAAACGAAACAAAGCCAUAAAAAUACAAAUUAAACUAUUUCCACACACAGAAAA